CUUCUGUAACUGCGCGUGCGUAGUGCGUAAAACAGCUGUCCGUUGUUUGUAGACUCGAUUGCGAAAGUGAACAUGGCGAUGCUUGCAGAGAAAAGAUCGAAACAAAAAUGGAGCCAUGAUCCGCGAAACACGUCCUGGAGCAAUGAUACCAGCAGGUUUGGCUAUCAGAUGCUGGAAAAGAUGGGUUGGAGGAGUGGCAAGGGUCUUGGAGCUAAGGGACAUGGUGGGACAACCCACGUCAAGGUCUCAAAGAAGAAUAACAGUCUUGGUCUGGGUGCCAAUAAGUACCAUGAAGACAACUGGCUUGCCCACCAAGAUGAGUUCAAUGAACUUCUGGCCAAGCUUAAUAGUGCAUCUGGUAAUGAUACUUCAUCAACAUCAACACAAGAAACAGAAAAGAAGGCCAGAAGCUCUAAGAAGAGAGUCUUUUACAAGCGUUUUGUCAAGAGCAAAGAUCUGUCUGGCUACUCUGACCAAGAUAUGGCAUGCAUUCUCGGACAGAGGAGCAAGUCUGCACCCGCAACUCCUGUUGAGCAGUCCGAGGAGGAGGAUUCUGACGACAGUGCUGCCUCCUGUCCUGAUCCUGUCCAUACCAACCUUGGGGGUGUGACUACAAUCAAGGCAGAACACAGUGUCCAUGAGUACUUUGCCAAGAAAAUGGCUGAGCUCAAGGCCAAGAGGAUGUCUGGGAACAAUGAUGAAAGCUCUGCAAGUCGAGAGACAGACAAGGAUGCUAGUGCUGUUAGUAGUGACGUUAGCGAGGAUGAGUCUUGUCAGGCAGAAAGAAAGAAGAAAAAUAAGAAGAGUAAAAUAAAAAAAAGAGAAAAAGAAGAAAAAUAUGGAUUAUGUAAUCAUGAAUCUCAGAAAGAAAAAGAAAUUUCAAUUUGUAAGGGAAGCGAUCAAGGACUUGUGGAAAAGGAGUUGUUUUCUUUGAAGAAGAAAGGUAAGAAGGCUAAAAAGGCAAAGAAUGUUAAAACAGUUAAAGAAGUAGAUAUGGAUGAUAGCGAUGGAAGUGCUAAUGCGGUUAAAGCAAAAGAACAGACUUCAAGGACAAAGAGAAAAGGCAAAAAGGAGAAAAGGAAACGCAAAACAGAAGUCAUAGAAAUAUCUGAUAAUGAAGCAUCAGACACUGGCAAGGCUAAGGAAACAAAGAUAAAAAAGAAAAAGGAUAAAGAGAGGGUGGAAAGUAUUUUAGAAAUAUCUGACAGUGAGUCAGCAGAAAAUGACGAGAACAAUAGCAAGAAGAAAAAGCCCAAAUCAUCUCUAGGGAGUGACAGUAGUAAAUCAACCAAAAAGGCAAAGAAAAGAGAAAGAAAAGAACAGGGAGGCGUAGCUAAAAAGAAAAAGAGAAAGGACUAGUGCCUGGUUUUUUUUAUAUUUGAAAUAUCACAUCGUUUUCUUUUGUAAAUAAUAGUAAAGUAUUUGGAAUUUGCUGCUAAGCGCCCACUGUAUACCUAGAAAUUAUACUGGACUUUUAAUUA
Molecule: messenger RNA, 1481 nt
Organism: Nematostella vectensis (starlet sea anemone)
Lineage: Eukaryota; Metazoa; Cnidaria; Anthozoa; Actiniaria; Edwardsiidae
Product: PIN2/TERF1-interacting telomerase inhibitor 1
Exons: 6
Coding region: 73-1359 (428 amino acids)
Biological process (GO): regulation of ribosome biogenesis
Cellular component (GO): nucleolus
Molecular function (GO): telomerase inhibitor activity; nucleic acid binding
Source: RefSeq, a predicted model, not a curated record